Molecule: messenger RNA, 594 nt
Organism: Colletotrichum orchidophilum
Lineage: Eukaryota; Fungi; Ascomycota; Sordariomycetes; Glomerellales; Glomerellaceae
Product: riboflavin biosynthesis protein RibD domain-containing protein
Exons: 1
Coding region: 1-594 (197 amino acids)
Biological process (GO): riboflavin biosynthetic process
Molecular function (GO): 5-amino-6-(5-phosphoribosylamino)uracil reductase activity
Source: RefSeq, a predicted model, not a curated record
AUGAAAGAACCACAGCGACGUCUACGAUAUAAUGUUGCCAUAUCACUCGAUGGCUUCAUCGCCCCCCCAGAUGGAUCAACCGAUUGGAUCGUGCAAGACGACAAUAUCGAUUUCGAAGCACUCUAUGCCCAAUUCGACACCUUCGUCAUGGGCCGGAAGACAUAUCAGUGCAUGUUCGCCAUGGGCGAGCAGAACCCGCUGCGAAGAUAUCCAAAACAAAACCUGGUCGUUGUGAGCAGGACGCUCAGAAGCGAGGAUCACCCUCUUGUCACUGUCAUAUCACAAAAUUUCACCAGCUAUGUGGCAGAUCUCAAGAUUGCCGAGGGCCGGGACAUCUGGCUCAUGGGCGGCGGCCAACUGGCGGGGCCAUGUCUGGAUGCAGGAAUCCUAGAUUCCGUUGAGACGGCCAUCAUGCCCGUGAUGCUCAGGAAAGGGACCAGGAUGUUGCCGGACUCGGCGCUUACGCCGCUCGGAGGUUUCAAGCUGGAGUUGGUGGACUGCAAAAAGUUGGAUAUGAGCGGCAUUGUCAACUGCAAGUACAACGUCAGCAGAGGAAUGGCUGCGUCUUUGGGUGAAGCAUUGUCAUUCUGUUGA